AUGGUGAUUGUCGUGGCAGCGGCUGUGGUGGUCAACGCGACGGGCAACUUUGGGCAUGCCCGCAACUUUGCUCUGUUCAAGGAGACGUACAAGCGGCAGUACGCAAGCAGCAAGGCUGAGGCAGCAGCGUUUGAGGUGUUUAAGACGAACGCGGAGAAGGCUGCCAAGCUGGAAGCUGCCAACAAGGCAGCGGGCGGCGAUGCCAAGUUUGGCAUGUCGCCGUUCAUGGAUCUGACGGAGAAUGAGUUCAAGGCGCGGUACCUGAUGCCCAAGGGUGCGGUUGAGGGCGGCGCUGCGGAGCUGCCUGUCCUUCGUGCCAGCAACGUGGGCGCACUGCCCAAGGCGUACGACUGGCGCGACCACAAGCCUGCGGUGAUCACGCCUGUGAAGAACCAGGGCCAGUGCGGGUCGUGCUGGGCAUUCUCUGCCGUCUCCGAGGUCGAGUCGAUGUGGGCCCUGGCUGGACACGAGCUGGUGGUGCUCUCCGAGCAGCAGGUUGUUGACUGCGACACUACGGACGACGGAUGCAAUGGUGGCGACACCAUUUCGGCGUACCACUACAUCGAGAAGGCCGGCGGGCUUGUGCCGGAGAAGGACUACCCGUACACGGCGCGCGACGGCAAGUGCAAGGACUCGGUGGUGAAGAAGGACGCAGUGGCAAAGAUUAUGGGCUACAACUACGCGACCUCGCCGAGCACCAAGAACGAGACGCAGCUGGCGGCCAACCUCAUGUCGACCGGCCCGGUCUCGAUCUGCGUCGACGCCUCGUCGUGGCAGACGUACACCUCGGGCAUUCUCUCGCACUGCGGCAAGCAGCUGGACCACUGCGUUCAGAUCACCGGGUGGGGCACGUCGGGCUCGGAGAUGUACUGGUGGGUCCGCAACUCGUGGGCCACCUCGUGGGGCAUGAGCGGGUACAUCCAGCUCAAGUUUGGCCAGAACACUUGCGGACUCGCCGACGAGGCCACCAUUGUCACCAUCAACACGCCCGGCACCCACACGUCGGGCACGUCGUCGGGCAGCUCGUCGUCGGGCGGCUCGUCGUCGGGAUCGACCGGCUACACCUCGUCGGGCUCGGGCUCGUCGUCGUCCGACGUUGGCUCGUACUCGGGCUACUCAUCGUAUGGCGCCGACCGCGUGGCCAAGCCGGACUACACCUCGUCGUCGUCGACCUCCAGCCUUUAACCCGUAACGGUACGGUCAUUCGGACGCGUUGUCGCGCGUCUCAAAGUGAACAACUCGAUGAUACUUGACUUCCAGGUCACCGGCCGACGCUGCGCGACGCCUGCUUGGCCUGCGGCUUGAGGUGGGAGGCGCGCCCGCACGUGAUGGCGCCGACAUGUAGACGCCUGCCUGAAGGAUGCCCGAGUUGCCGUCGCAGUGACGACCCCGACGACCGGGAAGGAGAGCAUGCCAGAGUUGAACACAGCGGCCAGACG
Messenger RNA from Thecamonas trahens ATCC 50062, 1439 nucleotides. Its product is annotated as cruzipain. The record is from RefSeq and is a predicted model, not a curated record. Gene Ontology annotation, molecular function: cysteine-type endopeptidase activity. Lineage: Eukaryota; Apusomonadida; Apusomonadidae. Bases 1 to 1185 code for a protein of 394 amino acids. Gene Ontology annotation, cellular component: lysosome. The transcript has a single exon.